Messenger RNA from Neolamprologus brichardi, 702 nucleotides. NCBI's taxonomy places the organism in Eukaryota, Metazoa, Chordata, Actinopteri, Cichliformes, Cichlidae. The record is from RefSeq and is a predicted model, not a curated record.
GGCCGGUUGGGCUGCUGUCAUGUCACAGGAGCUGUGCUGAGCAGAGCAGCUACAGCUCCUCAGGAGGGGAAUUAAACUCGACUACCUGCAGAGGCCCAGGAAGCGGAGAUGGACUCGACGUGGACCACCACUGUGCUCCUGGUGCCCUGCGUGGUCCUGCUAACAGCUGGAUUUUUCUACCUCUAUGGUGUAAUCAUGGGACUGUUGUCCAAAACGUCUGUACGCAACAAGGUGGUGGUUAUAACUGAUGCUUUAUCUGGGCUUGGAAAAGAGUGUGCAGGCGUGUUUCACAAAGGAGGCGCGAGGCUGAUCCUCUGCGGGAAAAACUGGGAGAAACUCGAAGAACUCGCUGAUGAUUUGGCAAAUUCUUCGGAUCCAACAGUGACAUUUCCUCCUAAGUUGGUGCUGCUGGAUUUUGGAGAUACGGACAGCAUGCCUGAGGCGAUUGCAGAGAUCCUGGACUGUUACGGGUGCCUGGAUAUUAUUAUCUUUAACAGCAGCAUGAAGGUGAAAGCUCCAGCACAGACUGUGUCUCUGGAGGUGGACAAACUGCUGAUGGACAACAACUACUUUGGGCCCGUCACUCUGGCUAAAGGCGUGCUGGCCUCCAUGAUCUCCAGGAGAAGUGGUCACCUGCUGCUGGUUAACAGCAUCCAAGGGAGACUAGCUGUGCCUUUUCGCAGUACCUGUAAUCUGUUGUAA